Molecule: messenger RNA, 6914 nt
Organism: Phodopus roborovskii (desert hamster)
Lineage: Eukaryota; Metazoa; Chordata; Mammalia; Rodentia; Cricetidae
Product: sodium channel protein type 3 subunit alpha
Exons: 28
Coding region: 489-6491 (2000 amino acids)
Biological process (GO): neuronal action potential; membrane depolarization during action potential; sodium ion transmembrane transport
Cellular component (GO): voltage-gated sodium channel complex; axon; plasma membrane
Molecular function (GO): voltage-gated sodium channel activity
Source: RefSeq, a predicted model, not a curated record
UUCUGAUAUAUGUUGGGUACCAUAGAGUGAAUCUCAGAACAGGAAGCGGAUACAUAAGCAGAGAGGAUUCUGGAAAGGUCCCUUUGUUUUCAAGUCCACAGAGAAAGCAAGAAAAAAAAAAUAGAAUUUAAUUUGCAAAUCCCUGUGGCCCAAAUCUGAAGAACUGCAGGGGGUGGCACGUUCCAUUCUAACCAUCUUGGAUGCUGGCCUUUGUUGAGCUGUGAUUCCUAAGGCUCUCCAUCAGAUUAUGGUGUAAGAUCGCUGAAGUCAAGCACACCAGAGUUAGUCAGCAAUGACAUAUCUGUCAAGGAUUCGUGGCAGAGUGACUUACUGGGGAAAAAACACAGAAUCCCUUCUAGGGAUAUUGUAAGAACAAAUGAGAUAAUUCCCAGAAGGGGCCUGGAGCUUUUCCAAACAGAGCUGCUGUGAAUCUCAAAGGCAAUUCUUAUGCAAGAAGCUAAACGUAAUUAAAUGUGCAGGAUGAAAAGAUGGCCCAGGCACUGCUGGUACCCCCAGGACCUGAGAGCUUCCGCCUUUUCACGCGAGAAUCCCUUGCCGCUAUUGAAAAGCGUGCUGCAGAAGAGAAAGCCAAGAAACCCAAGAAAGAACAAGACAUUGACGAUGAGAACAAACCAAAGCCAAACAGUGACUUGGAAGCUGGGAAGAACCUUCCUUUUAUCUAUGGAGACAUUCCUCCAGAGAUGGUGUCAGAGCCCCUGGAGGACCUGGACCCCUACUAUGUCAGUAAGAAAACUUUUGUGGUGUUGAAUAAAGGGAAGGCAAUUUUUCGAUUCAGUGCCACCUCCGCCUUGUACAUUUUAACGCCGCUAAACCCUGUUAGGAAAAUUGCUAUUAAGAUUUUGGUACACUCUUUAUUCAGCAUGCUUAUCAUGUGCACUAUUUUGACCAACUGUGUAUUUAUGACAUUGAGUAAUCCUCCAGACUGGACAAAGAAUGUAGAGUAUACAUUCACUGGGAUCUAUACCUUUGAGUCCCUUAUAAAAAUUUUGGCAAGAGGGUUUUGCUUAGAAGAUUUCACAUUCCUUCGUGACCCAUGGAACUGGCUGGAUUUCAGUGUCAUCGUGAUGGCAUAUGUGACAGAGUUUGUGGACCUGGGCAAUGUCUCAGCGUUGAGAACGUUCAGAGUUCUCCGAGCAUUGAAAACAAUUUCGGUCAUUCCAGGUUUAAAGACCAUCGUGGGGGCCCUGAUCCAGUCGGUGAAGAAGCUGUCUGACGUCAUGAUCCUCACUGUGUUCUGUCUCAGUGUCUUUGCACUAAUUGGGCUGCAGCUGUUCAUGGGCAACCUGAGGAAUAAAUGUUUGCAGUGGCCCCCUAGUGAUUCUGCUUUUGAAACUAACACUACUUCCUAUUUCAAUGGCACGAUGGAUUCAAAUGGGACAUUUGUCAAUGUAACAGUGAGCACAUUCAACUGGAAGGAUUACAUCGCAGAUGACAGCCACUUUUAUGUGUUGGAUGGACAGAAAGACCCUUUGCUCUGUGGAAAUGGCUCUGAUGCAGGACAAUGUCCAGAAGGAUACAUCUGUGUGAAAGCUGGAAGAAACCCCAACUAUGGCUACACAAGUUUUGACACAUUUAGCUGGGCCUUCUUAUCUCUGUUUCGACUCAUGACUCAAGAUUACUGGGAGAAUCUUUACCAGUUGACAUUACGUGCAGCUGGGAAGACCUACAUGAUAUUUUUUGUCCUGGUGAUUUUCUUGGGCUCUUUUUAUUUGGUGAACUUGAUCCUGGCUGUGGUGGCCAUGGCCUAUGAGGAGCAGAAUCAGGCCACCUUGGAGGAGGCUGAACAGAAAGAGGCAGAGUUUCAGCAGAUGUUGGAGCAGCUUAAGAAGCAGCAAGAGGAAGCCCAGGCAGUGGCUGCAGCCUCGGCAGCAUCGAGAGACUUCAGUGGGAUAGGAGGGUUAGGAGAACUGUUGGAGAGUUCUUCAGAAGCUUCCAAGUUAAGCUCCAAGAGUGCCAAGGAGUGGAGGAACCGGAGAAAGAAGAGGAGACAGAGGGAGCACUUGGAAGGAAACCACAGAACCGAUGGGGACAGGUUUCCCAAGUCAGAAUCCGAAGACAGUGUCAAGCAAAGAAGCUUCCUGUUCUCGCUGGAUGGGAACCGGCUAACGGGCGACAAGAAGCUGUGCUCUCCCCACCAGUCUCUCUUGAGUAUCCGUGGCUCCCUGUUUUCCCCAAGACGCAAUAGCAAAACGAGCAUUUUCAGCUUCAGAGGCCGGACGAAGGACGUGGGGUCUGAAAAUGACUUUGCGGAUGAUGAGCACAGCACCUUUGAAGAUAGCGAGAGCAGGAGAGACUCGCUGUUUGUGCCGCACAGACCUGGAGAGCGACGCAACAGUAACGUUAGUCAGGCCAGUAUGUCAUCCAGGAUGGUGCCAGGGCUUCCAGCAAAUGGGAAGAUGCACAGCACUGUGGAUUGCAAUGGUGUGGUUUCCUUGGUGGGUGGACCGUCAGCUCUUACGUCACCUACUGGACAACUUCCGCCAGAGGGCACCACCACUGAAACCGAAGUCAGGAAGAGAAGGCUAAGCUCUUACCAGAUUUCAAUGGAAAUGCUGGAGGACUCCUCUGGAAGACAGAGAGCCAUGAGCAUAGCCAGCAUCCUGACCAACACCAUGGAGGAACUUGAAGAAUCUAGACAGAAGUGUCCACCGUGCUGGUAUAGAUUUGCCAAUGUGUUUUUGAUCUGGGACUGCUGCGAUGCAUGGCUAAAAGUGAAGCAUCUUGUGAAUUUAAUUGUGAUGGAUCCAUUUGUUGAUCUUGCCAUAACAAUUUGUAUUGUAUUAAAUACCCUAUUUAUGGCCAUGGAGCACUAUCCCAUGACUGAGCAGUUCAGCAGUGUGUUGACUGUGGGAAACCUGGUGUUCACUGGGAUCUUCACAGCCGAAAUGGUCCUAAAAAUCAUAGCCAUGGAUCCCUAUUACUAUUUCCAAGAGGGAUGGAAUAUCUUUGAUGGAAUCAUUGUUAGCCUGAGUUUAAUGGAGCUUGGCCUGGCAAAUGUGGAGGGGCUGUCUGUGCUCCGUUCCUUCAGACUGCUGCGAGUCUUCAAGUUGGCAAAGUCCUGGCCCACACUGAAUAUGCUCAUCAAGAUCAUCGGCAAUUCGGUGGGCGCACUGGGAAACCUGACCCUGGUGUUGGCCAUCAUUGUCUUCAUUUUUGCCGUGGUCGGCAUGCAGCUGUUUGGAAAGAGCUACAAGGAGUGUGUCUGCAAAAUCAAUGAGGAUUGCACGCUCCCGCGCUGGCACAUGAAUGACUUCUUCCACUCCUUCCUGAUCGUGUUCCGAGUGUUGUGUGGAGAGUGGAUAGAGACCAUGUGGGACUGCAUGGAGGUCGCUGGCCAGACCAUGUGCCUCAUUGUAUUCAUGUUGGUCAUGGUGAUUGGGAACCUCGUGGUUCUGAACCUCUUUCUGGCCUUACUGUUGAGUUCCUUUAGCUCAGACAACCUUGCUGCUACUGAUGAUGAUAACGAGAUGAACAACCUUCAGAUUGCAGUGGGAAGGAUGCAGAAGGGAAUUGAUUUUGUGAAAAACAAGAUACGGGAAUGCUUCCGAAAAACCUUUUUUAGAAAGCCCAAAGUCAUAGAAAUCCAUGAAGGCAACAAAAUAGACAGCUGCAUGUCCAAUAACACCGGCAUUGAAAUAAGUAAAGAGCUUAAUUAUCUUAAAGAUGGUAAUGGAACCACCAGUGGUGUAGGUACCGGAAGCAGUGUUGAAAAAUAUGUAAUCGAUGAAAAUGAUUACAUGUCAUUCAUAAACAACCCCAGUCUCACUGUGACAGUGCCCAUUGCUGUGGGGGAGUCUGACUUUGAAAAUUUAAAUACGGAAGAGUUUAGCAGCGAGUCAGAACUAGAAGAAAGCAAAGAGAAAUUAAAUGCAACCAGUUCUUCUGAAGGAAGCACAGUUGAUGUUGCUCCACCCCGAGAAGGUGAACAAGCUGAAAUUGAACCUGAGGAAGACCUUAAACCAGAAGCUUGCUUUACUGAAGGGUGUAUUAAAAAAUUUCCCUUCUGCCAAGUAAGUACAGAAGAAGGCAAAGGGAAGAUCUGGUGGAAUCUGAGGAAGACUUGCUACAGCAUUGUGGAACACAAUUGGUUUGAGACAUUCAUUGUCUUCAUGAUUCUUCUCAGCAGUGGUGCUUUGGCCUUUGAAGACAUAUAUAUCGAGCAGCGAAAGACCAUCAAGACCAUGCUGGAAUAUGCUGACAAGGUCUUCACCUACAUCUUCAUCCUGGAGAUGCUUCUCAAAUGGGUGGCCUAUGGGUUUCAAACCUAUUUCACCAAUGCCUGGUGCUGGCUGGACUUCUUGAUUGUUGAUGUUUCUUUGGUUAGCCUGGUGGCCACUGCCCUCGGUUACUCAGAACUUGGUGCCAUCAAAUCCCUACGGACCCUGAGAGCGCUGAGGCCUCUCCGUGCCUUAUCCCGCUUUGAAGGCAUGAGGGUGGUUGUGAACGCUCUUGUUGGAGCAAUCCCCUCUAUCAUGAACGUACUACUGGUGUGUCUCAUCUUCUGGUUGAUCUUUAGUAUCAUGGGUGUGAAUCUGUUUGCUGGAAAGUUCUACCACUGUGUUAACAUGACAACAGGCAACAUGUUUGACAUGAGUGAAGUCAACAAUUUCAGUGACUGUCAGGCUCUUGGCAAGCAAGCCCGGUGGAAAAAUGUGAAAGUCAACUUUGACAAUGUUGGGGCAGGCUACCUAGCAUUGCUGCAAGUGGCCACAUUCAAGGGAUGGAUGGAUAUUAUGUAUGCAGCUGUUGAUUCACGGGAUGUCAAACUUCAGCCUGUAUAUGAAGAAAAUCUAUAUAUGUAUUUAUACUUUGUCAUCUUCAUCAUCUUUGGAUCAUUCUUCACUUUAAAUUUGUUCAUCGGUGUCAUCAUAGACAACUUCAACCAGCAAAAGAAAAAGUUUGGAGGUCAAGACAUCUUUAUGACAGAAGAACAGAAAAAAUAUUACAAUGCAAUGAAGAAACUUGGCUCCAAAAAACCCCAGAAGCCCAUCCCUCGGCCAGCAAACAAAAUUCAAGGGAUGGUCUUUGAUUUUGUAACCAGGCAAGUCUUUGACAUCAGUAUCAUGAUCCUCAUCUGCCUCAACAUGGUCACUAUGAUGGUGGAAACUGAUGACCAGAGCAAAUACAUGACCCUGGUCUUGUCCCGAAUCAACCUGGUGUUCAUCGUCCUGUUCACUGGGGAGUUUGUGCUGAAGCUCAUCUCUCUCAGAUACUACUAUUUCACUAUUGGUUGGAACAUCUUUGACUUUGUGGUGGUGAUUCUCUCAAUUGUAGGAAUGUUUCUCGCCGAGCUGAUAGAGAAGUACUUUGUGUCCCCUACCCUGUUCCGAGUUAUCCGCCUGGCCAGGAUUGGCCGAAUUCUACGCCUGAUCAAAGGCGCCAAGGGGAUCCGCACGCUGCUCUUUGCUCUGAUGAUGUCUCUUCCUGCGCUGUUCAACAUCGGCCUCCUGCUUUUCCUGGUCAUGUUCAUCUAUGCCAUCUUCGGGAUGUCUAACUUUGCCUACGUUAAAAAGGAAGCUGGAAUUGAUGACAUGUUCAACUUUGAGACCUUCGGCAACAGCAUGAUCUGCCUGUUCCAAAUCACCACCUCCGCAGGCUGGGAUGGGCUGCUGGCCCCCAUCCUCAACAGUGCACCUCCUGACUGUGACCCGGAUGCAAUUCACCCAGGAAGCUCAGUGAAGGGAGACUGUGGGAACCCAUCCGUGGGGAUUUUCUUUUUUGUCAGCUACAUCAUCAUAUCCUUCCUGGUUGUGGUGAACAUGUACAUCGCGGUCAUCCUGGAGAACUUCAGCGUUGCCACUGAAGAAAGUGCAGAACCCCUGAGUGAGGACGACUUUGAGAUGUUCUAUGAGGUCUGGGAGAAGUUCGACCCUGACGCCACACAGUUCAUAGAGUUCUGCAAGCUGUCUGACUUUGCUGCUGCCCUCGAUCCUCCCCUUCUCAUCGCAAAGCCAAACAAAGUCCAGCUCAUUGCCAUGGAUCUGCCCAUGGUGAGCGGAGACCGCAUCCACUGCCUGGACAUCUUAUUUGCUUUUACAAAGCGGGUGUUGGGUGAGAGUGGGGAGAUGGAUGCCCUUCGAAUCCAGAUGGAAGAUCGGUUCAUGGCGUCCAACCCCUCCAAAGUCUCUUAUGAACCAAUCACCACCACUUUGAAACGCAAACAAGAGGAGGUGUCUGCUGCUAUCAUUCAGCGCAACUACAGAUGUUACCUUUUAAAGCAAAGGUUAAAAAACAUAUCAAAUAAAUACGACAAAGAGACAAUCAAGGGGAGGAUUGACUUGCCUAUAAAAGGAGAUAUGGUUAUUGACAAAUUAAAUGGGAAUUCCACCCCAGAAAAGACAGAUGGAAGUUCCUCUACCACCUCUCCUCCUUCCUAUGAUAGUGUAACAAAUCCAGACAAGGAGAAGUUUGAGAAAGACAAACCAGAAAAAGAAAGCAAAGGGAAAGUGGUCAGAGGAAAUCAAAAGUAAAAAGAAACAAACAUCUUUGUAAUCAAUUGUUUACAGCCUCUGAAGGUAAAAACGUAUGUGUCAACUGGACUCCAAGGAGAAGUCCAUGCCAAACUGACUGUUUCAACAAAUACUGAAGGUCAGUGCCUAUACCAGAUAGUGGCCUCUGUCGCUGCCACUCUGUGAGACAGGGUAUCAUCAUUGACAGGAGGUUGCUGCUUCCAUUACCAGCUGACACUGCUGAGGAGAACUCCAUUGUGAAGGUGACCAUCAUAACACCACCAAACACCAUUAGUACAGCACUCCCAUCCACUCUAUUUUUAACAUUCACAUUUGCCAUAUUUUUACAAAAUAUGUCCCAGUGGGUCUUCCUGAUCCCUGAUUCAUAGUCUGUUCAUAAUACUAUGUCACUAUUUUUGUAAGUGUGGUUUAUGUUAAGGGAAA